GAUUGGUCGACAGCCUUGCCGGCAGCGGGUGUUGAAGAUGGCGUCGGGCGGAGCGGCGCCGGGGUCGGAGGGGAGAGGCACAAAGGUCCGGCCACUAGCAGGGUCACUUAUGCACACCUCCUCCAUGGACACAAGGACCAUGUUCCUGUUGCUGCAGUCCGUCAUCGAGGACAAUGUCCACUUCUUCCAGGAGAACCCGUCAGAGACCUCUCGUCGCUUCAUUUCUGCCUUCAGCCAGAUCCAAGAGGACACACGUGGGCUGCAGCCUCUGAUGCUUGCCUUUGCGGGAUCCUUCGCUGCCUUCGACUUCGACGAGCGAACGCCUGCCAACGGGUACCGCAGCCUGAUGAAGGUGGUUCGGGCUUGCAUCCUCCACAUUAUCCACAAGGCCCGCUACAUCGCUGCCAACCGCCGCAGCAUUUUCUUCCGCACAAGCCACAACCUGAUGGAGAUCGAGGCCUACAGCUCAGCGCUGAGGCAGCUCCGUGCCCUGCUCUACUUUGCCCAGAAGCUGCUUGCCGACAGCAGGCAGGGCAACCUUUUCUCCGACGAGGAAAGGGGCCUGUCUGAGGAGUUCCUCCGUGAGUCCAACUCCAUGCACAAGGGCUGCUUUUACGGCCGAUGCUUGGGCUUCCAGUUUACACCUUCCAUCCGACCCUUCCUCCAAACUAUCUCAAUCGGCCUGGUGUCAUUCGGAGAGAAUUACAGGAGGCGUGAAACCAGCUUGGGCAUGGCUGCCACUUCCAUCUUCACCAGUGGGAAGUACGCCAUUGAUCCUGAGCUGCGUGGUGCUGAGUUCGAACGACUCACGCAGAACCUAGACGUGCACUUCUGGAAGGCCUUCUGGAACAUCACCGAGACCGAGAUCCUUGCGUCAUUGGUGACCCUCACGUCCACUACUGUACGCGUGAACAAGAUUCUCUCCAUCCCACCCAACCACCUUGAGUUGCCUCUACUGGUGGACCCUAACCUGAUGGUGACGAUUACACCUCCUGUAGCUCACUCUGGACCAGGACCUGUGCAGAUGAGGCUCAUUUCCUACGAGCUACGAGAAGGACAGGAGAGCGAUGAGCUCAACUGCUUCUGCAAGCCAGAGGCACAAAACCACCUUGACAAGCGGCUGAAGAGCAAGGUGGAGCCGCGGUCCAGGUUCCUGAUCGUCCAUUUCCACGGUGGAGGGUUUGUGGCUCAAACAUCCAAAUCACACGAGCCUUACCUGAGGAGCUGGUCCCACGAGUUGGCCUCACCGAUUCUGUCCAUCGAUUACUCCCUGGCACCCGAAGCCCCCUUCCCUCGGGCCCUCGAGGACUGCUUUUUUGCAUACUGCUGGGCAGUGAAAAACUGCCAUUUGUUGGGCUCGACGGGAGAACGGAUCUGCCUGGCAGGUGACAGCGCAGGUGGGAACCUCUGCAUCACCGUCUGCAUGCAGGCUGCUUCCUAUGGCGUCCGACUGCCGGACGGCAUUAUGGCUGCCUACCCAGCCACCCUGCUCCAGGCCACUGCCUCGCCGUCCCGUCUCCUCACCUUCAUCGAUCCACUGCUGCCACUCAGCGUCCUCUCCAAGUGCCUCAGUGCCUAUGCAGGUCUGGAGCCAGCAGCCAACUCCUCGUCGUCAUCUUCCUGCACUUCAUGCACCCCGGAGAAGGUAGACCCCUUCAGGGCAGUACGCAACGACACAGCCCUGAUCCUGAGGGAGAUACGCCUGGGGGCAUCAGCCUGGAUCAACUCCCUGCUCGAGACCCACAGGGUGGGCGGCAGACCCGUGGCGUUGCAGUGGUGGGCUUACCUCAGGCGACCUCUGAACCUCUUGGUACUUCUGCUACGUCUCAAGAGGCCUGUGGUAUCUAACUGUCUAGCUUCUGCAUUUCAGCACCACUCAGGCCAUGCUCUGUCCUCACCACUGCCUCAGGAAAGAGACGCACUGAGGAAGAGCUGCUCGGAGGCUGCACUCAGCAGACCGUGCACCAGUGGCUCCUUGCUGAACUCCCAGCAUGACUACGUGAUGAGCAGGACCUGCGAAGAGGAGUCCAGCCCCUCCUCCAGCGAGGGGGAGCUGGUGGCCGGAGUGGUCGACGGCAGGAGCGGGGCAAGGCCAAGCCUCAAGUUGGGUGCCGAGGACGAGGAGGAGGAGGAGUGGACCACCGGGGCAUGCAAGUUCCCCGAGGGGUUCCAGCCUCUACGCAGUGGCUCAGGGAACAUUGAGUUGCAUAUGUCUGCCAUUGAGAGCAACCCCUUCAUGUCCCCUCUGCUGGCCCCUGACCACAUGUUGAAGGGACUACCGCCUGUACACAUUGUGGCCUGUGCACUGGACCCGAUGCUGGAUGAUGCAGUGAUGUUUGCCCGGCGACUACGGGCGGUGGGACGGCCGGUGUCACUGCGAGUAAUUGAAGACCUGCCACACGGUUUCCUCAGUCUGGCCCCGCUCUGCCGGGAAACCAGGGACGCCUCCCGUCUCUGCGUGGAGAAGAUACGCGAGGUCUUGCAAGACCAAGGACAGGUCGGAAGCCGAGCCCCAGGUCACGAAGCCGAUCGACUGGGUGAUGGGGCCUUGGAAGAUAGAUAGCCCUUCCCCUUUGGCUCAUUGGCGUGGACCCCAACCCCAGGUGCAGGCGACUGUGAACAGCCGAGAGACGGAGAUGCGCCUCGCGUCCCGGGGUGUCAAUGCUCGCACUGAGGCGGGUUUCGACCCCUCCUGAACUCCGGCCACUGGGUGCUUCUGUUCGUGGAUCGCUGUCGAAGUCUGAGACGCUGGAGAGGGACUGAAUGCAGGAAAUCCAGAGCAACACAGAUACACACAGAAAGUACUGCAUGAACUCAGCGGGUCUGGCAGUGUCUGUGGAGGGAACAUGGAUAAGCGACGUUUUGAGUUGAGACCCUAACUCGGGACUGUGUUGCUCAGACUCCUGAAUAAAGUGGGAUGGGGUUGGGAGUGUGCUGGAAAUGCGUUUGGUCCAAAGUACCAGACGCUUCCCCGCGCUCUGCGGCGGGGCCAUGACACACUAAUUCAUCGGGUCCCGGCUUGACCUCCCUACCUGAGACAGGGGGUGAGCGUGCGGAUGACCACCCACCCCCCCCCCGCCCCCGACUAUCGCAGGGCACUGCUAUCAGACACAAGUCCGUGGUUCUGUGUGUCUGUGAAUGCAGCUGUGGCGGAUCGUCUGUGUGCACCCACUCUGCGUUUGGGCUUCUCAUUUCUGUCUAAUGGUCUGUGCCUGUGUGUCAGUCUCUGUGGUUCCGUUUGGCUGAACAUGUGCGUCAGUGUGUGUCUGGCUCUGCAUUCACCAGUGCGCUUGCUUGUGUGCAACUGUAUUUGUGCCUGUAAAUCUGUAGUCAUUUGACCAAGUCUGUGUUUGUCUGUUUGCAAGCCUGUCUGUACUUCAGUUUGUGUUUGUCUGUGCAUUUAACUGACUUGACGUUUGCCUGCUCAAGCCUGCACUGUGUGCGAGUGUUUCUUUGUGUGUGAGAGUCCGUGUACGAAUUUGUGUUUUAUGACCUUAAGAGAUGGGAGCAGAAUUAGGCCAUUCAGCCCAUUGAGUCCACUUGCUUUUGAAUGCUCGAUUCCACGUGGCUGUUUCUCUGUUCACAAGCAACAGCUAAGUGCUUCUCUCUCUCCCUCCCUCUCUCUCUCUCGCUGUCUCCCUCUCUCUCUCACCCUCUCUGUCUCUCUCACUCUCUCACACACACACACACACACAGAGUAUGGGUGUAUCCAAUUCUGUGAUAAUGGUUCAUCUGUGUGUAUGCCUGCCCACGUGGUAGUCAGUUCUAGGCAUGGUUUGUCCUCAAGUUCUCUCCACCGGAGCUCACUUUCUUGCUGUGUGGAUUCCUAUAGGCGUCUGAAUCAGCGUUUCUCCCCGUGUCUGCGAACGUCACUCUGUGAAUGUAGGGGCCUGACACUCACGCUGGUUUUUACGCGUGGGUCCCUCUGUGGGUGCAUGAACUUCCACACGUGUUCAUCUGUGGAGUUCUCCUUGUCAUGAGUCUGUGUGCAUUGGCAUUGCAUACUGAUUAUUGGG
Messenger RNA from Hypanus sabinus (Atlantic stingray), 4016 nucleotides. RefSeq names its product lipase, hormone-sensitive b (gene lipeb). The transcript has 13 exons. Gene Ontology annotation, cellular component: cytosol. Bases 38 to 2563 code for a protein of 841 amino acids. Lineage: Eukaryota; Metazoa; Chordata; Chondrichthyes; Myliobatiformes; Dasyatidae. The record is from RefSeq and is a predicted model, not a curated record. Gene Ontology annotation, biological process: cholesterol metabolic process; triglyceride catabolic process. Gene Ontology annotation, molecular function: sterol ester esterase activity; triacylglycerol lipase activity.